Ylistrum balloti is the source of this 492-nucleotide messenger RNA. RefSeq names its product perlucin-like protein. Bases 1 to 492 code for a protein of 163 amino acids. Gene Ontology annotation, molecular function: signaling receptor activity. The transcript is spliced from 5 exons. Lineage: Eukaryota; Metazoa; Mollusca; Bivalvia; Pectinida; Pectinidae. The record is from RefSeq and is a predicted model, not a curated record.
AUGGUUAAUCUACCUGUGUUAACAUUUGUAUUUAUUUUAGCGAUUCCAUACUCAGCCGCCGUCCAGUGUAGAGGGGGAUGGAUUGGCUUCGAGGAUUCAUGUUACUAUCUGUCUCACGGAGUCGCCACCUGGGCUGAGGCCGGAGGUGUUUGUAAGAUGCUUGGAGGCUUUCUAGCUAUGAUAGAAAGAGCAGACGAACUGACUUUUCUGAAAUCUGCGUUAAAUAAUCUCCAUCAUAAUGAUGCUUCAACGAAGCAAUACUGGAUUGAUGGCAACGACCUCGAGAUCGAAAAUGUCUGGAGGUGGAUAAAAACUGGACAGACUAUUACCUUUACGGACUGGGCUCCUGGAGAACCUAAUGCUGCCGAAAACGAUAAUUGCUUGAACCUUUGGGGAAAGAGUGGAUUUCGCUACGCUGACAAUGAUUGCGAAGAACAUUACAACUAUGUAUGCCAAAUAAGAGAUCCUGAAGAAACUGAAAUUGUUGGAUGA